ACCAUAGGCUACACAUCUCUCUCUUUCUCUCAUUAUUGUUUUCGUUUUUGUUCUUCAAUAAUUUUUUCCACAAUAAUAGCAGCAGGAGUUCAAGGAUUCCAUUCUUGAAGCCGGUUUUUCUAACCUCAUUAUCGCUCAUCUGUGACUUGUUCAAUUCGUUUUUGUGCGCUUAUUGUAUUUUCGUCAAACUCCUCAACAUGCUAAUGUGGUCGUAGCCUUGGUGGAAAAUGCGUUUUCCUCUCAUUUCCACCUCUAUCCGGUUGUCAAGAAAGAAGAUCCACUUAUUUAGUUUUAAAUAUUCUCAUCAGUUCCAAAAGAGGAUACAUAGAGUGCGGGUGUUUGUGUUUAGGUACAUUGAAAAAAUCUAAAUAAGGAUUUGGAUUAUCCAGCAGAUUGACUUGAGAAGCAACAAAAUAUGAUUCAAGUGGCAGCGUUCUAUGCACUGUUUGCAGUGCUGGCAUGGUUUAUUUCGUUUUUGAUUUCAAAGAGAAGACAUCUAGUGCUGGCCAAAAGUUUCCAUGGUCCACCGGCCUUACCUUUACUUGGCAAUGCUUUACAGUUUGCCAGGAUAAGUCACAAUGAACUCAUAGCAACGGUAAGCGAGUUGGAGAAGAAAUACAACAGUCCUUGUCGGUUCUGGCUGGGUACACAUCUUGUUAUAGGAGUGGCCGAUGCUGAUAGCAUGGAAGCAGUGCUACGGAGCAGUGAAAAUAUGGAUAAAAGCCAACAUCAUACAUUUUUCAGUGACUUUAUCGGUGGCGUAUUUUUAGCCGAAGGUGAAAGAUGGAAGCGGCUGAGAAAAAUGGUAAUGUCACCCAUGUUUCAAGCGUCCAGCAUGGAGGGACAUGUUCAAAUAUUUAACGAGCAGAGUCGACUCAUGUGUCAACUGCUGCUCAAAUACAAGAUCGGAAAAGGCAGUUUCGACAUCAGGCCUUUGAUGAGCUCCUGUGUACUUGAUAUCAUAUGCCAGACUGCUAUGGGAACUCCAAUGGGCGUUCAAUUGAGAGAUGAUGUUUCCUACCCUAAAGAUAUUAGCGAAAUAGCUGAAAUAACUAUGGAACGAAGCAGUAAAGUAUGGCUGCACCCAAACAUUGUGUUCAACAAUACCAUUCUCGGCAAUCGGAAAAACGAGCUUGCUGCGAAUAUUCUCAACUUUGUCAAAUCGGUAAUAAAAACAAGGAGAGAUAUAAAGACGAACGAGAAAAAUGGGACCGCAAAAGCAGAGGUGAAGAGCCCAUACAAGAAGUUUGUGCGUCCUUAUCUGGAUUCUAUGCUGGAGUAUGCUGAGGAAGAGAAACUCACCGAAGACAGACUGGCCUUGGAAGUUAACGACCUAAUGGUGGCCGGUUCUGACACAUCAGCCGUUGCCUCCAGUCACGCACUGGUAAUGCUAGGAAUGGACCAAGAGCUCCAGGAUCGCGUCUAUGCCGAACUGAGGGAGAUCUUCGGUGACUCGGACCGACCGGCCACCCUCGAGGACCUAGCCAUGAUGACUCAGCUGGAGAUGGUCGUCAAGGAGACGGUGCGAAUCACCUGUCCACCACACAUGGCCCGCACUGUCGAGCGGGACAUCAUUCUGCCAGGUAAAGGAGGAGCCAAAGACAGGAUAAUUCCAACUGGAGCUACCGUGUAUAUGCUUCUUUACAAUCUACACCGAAACCCAAAAUACUGGUCACACCCCGAUGAAUUCUACCCCGACCAUUUCCUACCUGAGUAUGAGGCAACCAGACCAAAGUUCAGCUAUCUGCCAUUCAGCUACGGCCUCAGAAUAUGUCCUGGUUACAAGUACGGAGUGUACUCGAUAAAAACAGUGCUUUCAACUGUCUUGAGGAAAUUCAAAGUGAAAUCAAAUCUGGAUAAGAAUAACUUGAACUUCAGGCUAUCUAUAAUGUUGGAGUUAGCUGAUGGCUACCCUGUGACUUUGGAGCCAAGGAUACCUGCAGAAUAGAGAGAGAAAUUUUAUUGCCCAAUCAUAAUUGGUCUAAUCUUCAAUAAACGUUGCUAAGGAUGAAGGGUGAACUCCAUGAACCAUUUCUGGACCUAUUAUGAUAAUAAUUGAUGAUGCUGAAAGGAUCUUUCCUGACCACCCAUAUGAUUGAUCAACUGAUAGAAAGUGAUUAAAAACGAUCUUUCAAGACAUGAAAUACAGUAGCUGAAAUUUGAUAAAAAAGGAUUCAUAGUAUGUGUAAAUAAUUGUAAAUAGCGUAGAAUUUUUAGAAUAUUUACCAUCUCCAUUAUAAAACUAUGUACACUACUCUUAUUUACUUAUAUCAUGAUAUUAUCUUAUGACAUAAUAUUAUUUAAUUAUAUUACUUUGUAAAUCCUAAAAUAAAUGAAAUAAUUGUAAUU
Nilaparvata lugens (brown planthopper) is the source of this 2349-nucleotide messenger RNA. Its product is annotated as cytochrome P450 4C1. The coding region runs from base 416 to 1948 and encodes 510 amino acids. Gene Ontology annotation, molecular function: heme binding; oxidoreductase activity, acting on paired donors, with incorporation or reduction of molecular oxygen; iron ion binding. The transcript is spliced from 12 exons. Lineage: Eukaryota; Metazoa; Arthropoda; Insecta; Hemiptera; Delphacidae. The record is from RefSeq and is a predicted model, not a curated record.